AUGGUCAAAGAUCAUUCGGAAGCGUCUUCGAAUGGAGAUUAUGACUUGAGUCAGCCCAUCAACACUGAGCAAGGUCUGCGUCAAGGAUUGACAUCUUAUGGAGACGCGCAUUUCUCUUUGUUCCUCCGAAAAGUCUUCAUCAAGGCGGCCGGCUACAGUGAUGACGCCUUGUCACGACCAGUGGUUGGAAUUAUCAACACUCAUUCCGGGUUCAAUCCAUGCCACUCUGAGGUCCCACGUCUCAUCGAGGCGGUUAAGAGAGGCGUCUUGCUAAGUGGCGGAUUGCCCAUCGAGUUCCCGACCAUUAGUUUGCACGAAUCCUUCGCAUCUCCGACAAGCAUGUUUCUCCGGAACCUCAUGAGUAUGGACACUGAGGAGAUGAUCAGAGCACAGCCUGUAGAUGCCUGUAUCACGAUCGGAGGCUGCGAUAAGACGGUGCCUGCACAACUCAUGGGUGGAAUCUCGUCCAACAAGCCUGUUCUCCCUCUAGUCGUUGGUCCGAUGAUGCCUGGUUCUAGUAGAGGCAAGCGCAUCGGUGCAUGUACCGACUGCAGAAACAAUUGGGCCGCUUAUCGUGCUGGUACCAUUGACAUUGAGGAGAUCUCUGCCAUCAAUGAAGAGCUCGCACCGACUGGUGGCACUUGCGGAGUUAUGGGGACUGCCAGUACCAUGGCUUGCAUCGUGGCUGCUCUAGGCUUGAUGCCUUUGAGAGGCGCUUCAGCUCCCGCGGUAUCGUCCGCUCGCCUUCGUGUGGCUGAAGAGACCGGCCGAAACGCAGUCGCAGCGGCAUCGAACAAAGAUCAAUGUCGCCCUCAGACCGUUUUGAGCACGGAGUCCUUUCUCAACGCGAUCACUGUUCUGCAAGCUAUCGGAGGAUCCACCAACGCCGUCGUCCAUCUUAUGGCUAUCGUCAACCGACACCCUGCAGCCGCCGGGCAGAUCACAUUGGACACGUUCAAUGUGAUCGGACGCAGAACACCAUUGCUGGUCGACCUCAAGCCGAGCGGCGAGAACUACAUGAACGACUUUCACAAUGCUGGUGGAAUGGUCGCACUGUUGAACCAUCUCCGACCUCUCCUGUUUCUGGACGCGAAGACUAUCACCGGAAAGACACUUGGAGACGAACUUGACACGUUCAAGAGCUUCCCACACUCCUUGAAAAUAAUUCGACCACUUGACAAUGCCAUCUAUCCUCGGUCGGCUAUUGCGGUCUUGCGCGGGAACCUCGCGCCUGAUGGCGCCAUCAUCAAAGCUUCCGCCUCGAAAGAUCGUAGACUUCUUUCCCACGUAGGCCCCGCAGUUGUGUUCAAGGAUACGGCUGAUCUUGCACAAAGAAUUGAUGAUUCUAGCCUUGAUGUUACAAAGGACUCUGUGCUAGUGCUCAAGGGUGUGGGUCCUGUAGGCAAUCCUGGUAUGCCCGAAGCAGGCGUCAUCCCUAUCCCACGGAAACUCGGAUCUCAGGGUAUACAAGACAUGCUGCGUAUAUCUGAUGGCCGAAUGUCAGGAACUGCUGGGGGCACUAUCGUUCUCCAUGUGUCCCCGGAGUCUUCCGUCACCAAAUCGGUGUUUGGUAUUAUUGAGGACGGAGACUUGAUCGAGCUCAACAUCGAGCAAGGGUCAAUUCAACUAAGGCUACCAAACGAGGAAAUCAGUCAGCGGAUAGCUAAGAGAGUUGCGGACCCUGCUCAGCAAGCAAUCAAGCAAUCUCAAAAGGUUGAAAGAGGCUAUAGAGGGUUAUACAAGCGCUCUGUGAACCAAGCGAAUCUCGGUUGCGAUUUUGACUUUCUGGCUACUGGUGGACCAUCGGAUUGA
This is a messenger RNA of Aureobasidium uvarum, 1812 nucleotides long. The record is from the annotation of a GenBank genome assembly. NCBI's taxonomy places the organism in Eukaryota, Fungi, Ascomycota, Dothideomycetes, Dothideales, Saccotheciaceae.